Messenger RNA from Bubalus bubalis (water buffalo), 3639 nucleotides. RefSeq names its product centrosomal protein 131 (gene CEP131). The coding region runs from base 229 to 3561 and encodes 1110 amino acids. Gene Ontology annotation, cellular component: centriolar satellite. Lineage: Eukaryota; Metazoa; Chordata; Mammalia; Artiodactyla; Bovidae. The transcript has 26 exons. The record is from RefSeq and is a predicted model, not a curated record. Gene Ontology annotation, biological process: cilium assembly; regulation of centrosome duplication; intraciliary transport involved in cilium assembly.
UCAGCGCCGGGGCCUGGGGGCGCGAGGGCGCGAGGUCCCGAGGUCGUCGGCCCGAAGCCUAGGCUCCCCGUGUCUCCACUUGGAGGGCCCCGCGCAUCCCUCACCGUUCGGUCGUUCAGGCCCCGAGUUCCAGGCCCGACUCACGCAGGUGAGGGUCCCUGUGCAGUUGGGGUGGCCCCCGCAGGUGAAGAAUCUCCAGGACCGGCGCACAAGGGCUGGCCCACGCAGAUGAGGGGAUCCUGGCCCGCGCAGGGAGGGGCAUCCCGGGCUGUGCAGGGCCACCUGUCCACCAUGAAAGGCUCCAGGGCCCUCAGCGGCCCCGAGGGCAGCCUGGAAGGCGUGGACUUGAGUCUGACAGGCCUCCCUCCACCCAUGAACCGGCGCCCCAAUAGUGCUUCCGCCACCAAGCCCAUCACUCGCUCCAUCUCCGUGGUCACGGGCAAUGAGCCAAGGAGGAAGAUGCUGGAGAACCCAGGGCCCGGAGGCUCCCGGGCCAUUAACAACCUUCGCAGAUCUAACAGCGCCACGCAGGUCAACCAGCCACAAGCCAACCAGGCAUGGCCCAGCCCCCUCAGGCCGGCAGAGCCCCCAGACUUCCUGACUCUCUUCGAGGGCAGCCCCAGUGGGAGAAAAAGGCCAGCCAGUCUGAGCAAAGCCUCCAGUGAGAAGGGAGCCACGUGGAAUGUGCUGGACGACCGGCCCAGGGCCUUUACCUUGCCAUCCGAUGCCCAGAGUCCUGGAGCCCUCGACGUGCCAGUGGGCCCGAGGAGGAGAGAGUGCACGGUGCCCCUGGCCCCCAACUUCACCGCCAACAACAGGAGCAACAAGGGUGCCGUGGGCAACUGCGUCACCACCAUGGUGCACAACCACUACACCCCCUCAGAAAAGGUGCCACCGCCCCCCAAGAGCUCCAACCACACGGCUCCCUCCCUCAACAACAUCAUCAAGGCAGCCACGGAUGAGGGCGAGGGCAGCAGCCUCGGGAAGCCGCAGAAGAAUGUGGCCCGCAGCAACCACGUGGUCCAGAAUAACUCGGGGGGUACCACCGGCCUGCUCAGACGGAAGGAGGUGACCGAGGAGGAGGCUGAGAGGUUCAUCCACCAGGUGAACCAGGCCGCUGUCACCAUCCAGCGCUGGUACCGACACCAGGUGCAACGGCGCCGAGCCGGAGCUGCCCGCCUGGAGCGCCUGCUGGCAUCCAAGCGAGAGGGGCAGCGGCAGCGGCUGGGAGAGGGGUCCCUCCUGGACCAACACCAACAGAAAGAGGCAGCUAGGAGGAAGGCCAGGGAGGAGAAGGCGCGCCAGGCCCGGAGGGCAGCCAUCCAAGAACUGCAGCAGAAGCGAGCCCAGAAAUCAGGCAAUGCUGACCUUGGGCCGCUGAAGGGGAUGGGGGAGACGGAGAAGCCCCAGCCCACCCAGGAGCCAGCCAUGAGGCCGGGGAGCACCACUCAGCAGACCCGCAAGGCCAAUAACACUGGGGCCAGCUUCCACACCGCAGGCUUGGAGGACGCCGGCCAGCCUGCCCUCGGCUCGUCCCCAGAGGCCCGGCAGCUCUCAGAGGACAAGCCUCAGGAUGCCAGCCUCCAGGACGUGCCUGGUGAGGGCCUGGAGGGCAUGGGCCGAGCUGGGAGCAGGGCCAAGUCAAAGGCAACCCUGGACGAGCUGCUGGACACGCUGAAGCUGCUGGAGCAGGAACCUGAACCGCUGCCCUGCCCCCGGGCCUACCACAAGGACAAAUAUGCCUGGACUGACGAGGAGGACGAUGCCAGCUCCCUGACAGCGGACAACCUGGAGAAAUUUGGGAAGCUGAGUGCAGCUGCUGGCCCCCCUGAGGAUGGGACCCUGCUUUCAGAGGCCAAGCUGCAGAGCAUCAUGAACUUCCUGGAUGAGAUGGAGAAGUCUGGGCAGGGCCGGCCAGCCUCAGCCCCUCAGGGGCCCAUGCCGGAGGAGGGGCUGGGGCGCCUGGAGCCUGCGUCUGAGGUCAGCACAUCAGUGAUGCGACUGCAGCUGGAGGUGGAGGAGAAGAAGCAGGCGAUGGUGCUGCUGCAGAGGGCGCUGGCACAGCAGCGAGACCUCACCUUCCGGCGGGUCAAAGAGACGGAGAGGGAGCUGGGCCGGCAGCUGCGGCAGCAGAAGGAGCACUACGAGGCCACCAUACAGCGGCACCUGUCCUUCAUCGACCAGCUGAUCGAAGACAAGAAGGCUCUGGGAGAGAAGUGCGAGGCCCUGGUGGCUGAGCUGAAGCUGGGGGACCAGAGGCGCAAGGACAGGGAGGCCCAGCUGCAGGAGCAGCAUGAGCUGGAGAUUAAGAAACUCAAAGAACUCAUGAGCGCCACGGAGAAAGUCCGCAGAGAGAAGUGGAUCAAUGAGAAAACCCGGAAGAUCAAGGAGAUCACGGUCAAAGGCCUGGAGCCUGAGAUCCAGAAGCUGAUCGCAAAGCACAAGCAGGAGGUAAAGAAGCUCAAGGGUCUGCAUGCGACAGAGCUGCUGCAGGCAGAGGAGCGCGCGGCACAGCACUACGGCCGGCAGGCGGAGGAGCUCCGCGAGCACCUGGAGCGGGAGAAGGAGGCGCUGGGCCGGCAGGAGUGGGAGCGAGCCCAGCAGCGCUUCGAGCAGCACCUGGAGCAGGAGCAGCGGGCCCUGCAGCAGCAGCGACGGCGGCUCUACAACGAGGUUGCGGAGGAGAAGGAGCGGCUGGGCCAGCAGGCCGCCAGGCAGCGGGCAGAGCUGGAUGAGCUGAGGCGGCAGCUAGAGGAGAGCAGCUCGGCAGGGGGCCGGGCCCUGAGGGCCGAGUUUGAGAAGGGGAAAGAGGAGCAGGAGCGCAGGCACCAGAUGGAACUGAAAGCCCUGAAGGACCAGCUGGAGGUGGAGAGACAGAUGUGGGAAGCCAACUCCGCCAAGAAGGAGGAAGCAUGGUUGCUGAACCGAGAACGGGAGCUAAAGGAGGAGAUCCGGAAAGGCCGGGACAAGGAGAUUGAGCUGGUUAUCCACCGGCUGGAGGCUGACAUGACACAGGCCAGGGAGGAGAGCGAACGGGCCGCGGAGAACCGGGUCAAGCGCCUCCGGGAUAAGUAUGAGGCGGAGCUCUCAGAGCUGGAGCAGUCGGAGCGGAAGCUCCAGGAGCGGUGUGCGGAACUAAAGGGGCGCCUCGGGGAGGCCGAAGGGGAGAACGUGCGUCUGCAGGGCCUGGUUCGACAGAAGGAAAAGGAGCUGGUGGACGUGAAGGCGGUGAAUGAGCAGCUGACUGGUGAGCGCAGCAGCCUUGCCCAGGUCCUUCGCCAGGAGUUCGCCGACCGGCUGGCGACAUCCGAGGAGGAGAACCGGCAGAUCAAGGCCGAGCUGGCUGAGCUGCGGGCCCAUCAGCGGCUGGAGCUGGAGCAGCUCACACGGGAGAAGCAAGCGGAGCUGGAGGAGGUUCAUGGGAGGGUGAAGAUGGCCCUGGCAAAGAAGGAGGAGGCUGUGAGCAGCCUCCGGAAGCAGCACCAGGCUGCGAUGAAGCGGGCUGACCACCUGGAGGAGCUGCUGGAGCAGUGCAGGCGGCCAUUUCCGAGUGCCAAGUGACCACCGGCUGCCACAGGCUGCGGCUACCCUGCGGGACACUGAGGCUGUGUGGGAACAGUAAAGAGGUGUCUUUUAAUA